Hibiscus syriacus is the source of this 805-nucleotide messenger RNA. RefSeq lists its product as uncharacterized. The coding region runs from base 2 to 721 and encodes 239 amino acids. NCBI's taxonomy places the organism in Eukaryota, Viridiplantae, Streptophyta, Magnoliopsida, Malvales, Malvaceae. The record is from RefSeq and is a predicted model, not a curated record. The transcript has 2 exons.
AAUGGGCAUAUCUUCCACGCGUCGUCUCCUGAAUAAUAAGAGCAGAGAAGUAAGAGCAACGAAGAUGGCAUCCGCCGACCUAAAUCCGAUGAAGUCCAUGCCCAUGAUUACACUCUACCUCUUCUUCAUUUUAACUUCUUCACCUCACUUCUGCGAAUCCAAACCCGACCAAGACGACCCGACUCCAACUCCAUGGCCGCUUCAGUUCCACUCCAUCCUCGUCAUGAACUACAGUGGUAUUCUCCAAGUGAUCGACCUCUGGUAUGAUUGGCCCAACGGCAGAAACUUCAACAUAAUUCAGCACCAGCUGGGCAAUGUCCUCCACGACCUUGAGUGGAACAAUGGGACAUCCUUCUUCUACACCCUCGAUUCUUCCAGAACUUGCAGCAGUGCCCAGCUCGAGGUUGGGAUUUUACGCCCCAACUGGCUCGACGGAGCUACGUACUUGGGUCAGCGGAGCGUUGAUGGGUUCCUUUGCAAUGUGUGGGAGAAAGUCGAUUUCAUCACGUAUUUCGAGGAUGUCCUCAGUAAGAGGCCCGUUCACUGGGUCUUCUACACCGGGAGGGAGGCGCAUGUGAUGACAUUUGAAGUGGGAGCAGUUCUUGAGGAUUCCAAGUGGCAAGCUCCCGUCUACUGCUUCGAUAACACCACCAAAACCUCAACUGAUUCCGCCACCCAGAGCUUGCUGGAUGGUGUUCUCAAAGGUUCUGCUGUGCUAUGAAUUUUCCUGUCAUAUUUAUUUCACCCCUGCCGUUGUGAUGAACUAACUGAUGAUAAUAAAUUUGCAGAAGUAUUCCUGGUUUCA